Messenger RNA from Anthonomus grandis grandis, 624 nucleotides. It is a transcript of the gene Polr3I, whose product is annotated as DNA-directed RNA polymerase III subunit RPC9. Gene Ontology annotation, biological process: transcription initiation at RNA polymerase III promoter. The coding region runs from base 127 to 540 and encodes 137 amino acids. Gene Ontology annotation, molecular function: nucleotide binding. The transcript has 4 exons. The record is from RefSeq and is a predicted model, not a curated record. NCBI's taxonomy places the organism in Eukaryota, Metazoa, Arthropoda, Insecta, Coleoptera, Curculionidae. Gene Ontology annotation, cellular component: RNA polymerase III complex.
UUGACAAUUGAAGAGACCCUAGAGAUUCCCAUGUUUACCUUUUUUUAUAUUUAAAUUUUUUUUAAUUGUUUGUAUAUUCUGUCCUGUAUAUGCCUUUAAUAAUAAAUAAUUAAGAAACAGCUAGAAAUGGAAGUGGUUAAUGCUAAUCUAGCUAGUCUAUGUAAUCAUGAAGUAAUGCAACAUCUACAAACUAUUAAAGAUAGUAAAAAAAAGCAAAAAGGGCAACUUGCAACAAUCACUUAUGAGACUUUAAGGUACCUGGAGGAAAGUCCCUGUAAAGAUGAAACCCCUGAAAGUAUAACAAAAUGUAUAAAAGCUUUAGAACCGUUUAAUUUAAAUAAAAAUGAGAAACUUAUGCUCGUUAAUACACCUCCAAGAACCCCAUUGGAAAUUCAGUUGAUAAUUGAAGAAAGUGAAGAGCGUUUAACAGAAGAUCAAGUGCAACAAAUUCUAGACAUCCUUGCUGAACAUUUUCCACAUAUAGCAAAGUCCAAAGGUGCCCAAGAAGAAGGUGAGGACGAGGAAGAGGAAACUCAAUAAAUAACAUGUCACUUAUUAACAAAUCAUCUUUAUUAGCUUGUAUGUUCCAGAAUAUAUUUUUUACAAUAAAUAAUGUUAAAUCUA